UUUUAAAGACAACAUUCAAAGCAGUUAGAACUCUGUUCGAAUAAAAAAACAAAAAAAAAUUUAUAUAUUUUUUAAAUAAAGCCCAACAAUGCCGGUUUCCCCUGGAGAGGGGGAAGUCAAUGGCGGCGGAGAUGUGGCCAAGAACGACUCCAACUCGCAGCAAUCGGUGGAUGGAAUCGAUGCGUUCGCCGCCUGCCAGAAGCCGCGUCCGGACACCAGUUCCAUGCCGGUUCGCCAGUACCUCGACCAGACGGUGGCCCCCAUUUUGCUGCACGGACUGCAGGCUUUGGCCCGGGAUCGCCCCAGUGAUCCGAUCAGCUACCUGGCCACCUAUCUGCUGAAGAACAAGAACCGCUGCGAUGAGGUCAAGACAGAAGAAAACUAGUUACCCUUGGCUUGUGCUCCCUUGUUUUAGUUUUUAUUUUUUUUUUUGUCCCUUAUCACGACGAACUGUUGCCGAUUUUAGGUUUCGCACACCAAAAAUUACUCUUGUACACAACUUAUCGCUGAUUACAACUGAAGGCCACUUACCAGCCACGAUUUCAUGGUG
This is a messenger RNA of Drosophila melanogaster (fruit fly), 550 nucleotides long. It is a transcript of the gene Dpy-30L2, whose product is annotated as Dpy-30-like 2. Gene Ontology annotation, cellular component: Set1C/COMPASS complex; nucleus. NCBI's taxonomy places the organism in Eukaryota, Metazoa, Arthropoda, Insecta, Diptera, Drosophilidae. The record is from RefSeq and is marked reviewed. The transcript has 2 exons. The coding region runs from base 89 to 385 and encodes 98 amino acids.